Paracoccidioides lutzii Pb01 is the source of this 570-nucleotide messenger RNA. RefSeq lists its product as hypothetical. The record is from RefSeq and is a predicted model, not a curated record. Gene Ontology annotation, cellular component: fungal-type vacuole. The coding region runs from base 1 to 570 and encodes 189 amino acids. Gene Ontology annotation, molecular function: aspartic-type endopeptidase activity. Gene Ontology annotation, biological process: proteolysis. The transcript has 2 exons.
AUGGUCAACCAGGGAUUGCUGGAUGAGCCUGUGUUUAGCUUUUAUUUGGGCAAUUCUGAGACCGACGGCGAUGAUUCUGUGGCUACCUUUGGCGGCAUCGAUAAGGAUCAUUAUACCGGUAAUCUUACCAUGAUCUCUCUCCGCCGCAAGGCUUACUGGGAGGUUGAUCUCGAUGCCAUCACCUUCGGUAGUGAGACGGCCGAAUUAGAGAACACCGGCGUCAUCCUCGACACCGGCACGUCCCUUCUUGCCCUGCCAUCCACCGUCGCUGAGAUCCUUAACCAAAAAAUCGGCGCCAAAAAGUCCUUCAACGGCCAAUACACCGUCGACUGCUCUAAGCGCAGCAGUUUUCCCGAUCUAACAUUCACUUUGGCGGGCCACAACUUCACCAUUGGAUCCUAUGAUUACAUCCUUGAGAUCCAGGGUUCUUGCAUCAGCAGCUUCAUGGGCAUGGAUUUCCCCGAGCCCGUAGGUCCUCUUGCUAUUCUCGGCGACGCGUUCCUGAGACGGUGGUAUAGCGUGUAUGAUUUGGGCAAUCAUCAGGUUGGGUUGGCGAAGGCUAGGGAGUGA